Messenger RNA from Plasmopara halstedii, 2208 nucleotides. RefSeq names its product serine esterase. The coding region runs from base 1 to 2208 and encodes 735 amino acids. The record is from RefSeq and is a predicted model, not a curated record. NCBI's taxonomy places the organism in Eukaryota, Oomycota, Peronosporomycetes, Peronosporales, Peronosporaceae. Gene Ontology annotation, molecular function: dipeptidyl-peptidase activity. The transcript has a single exon.
AUGACGGAGGCUCCAACUGCUGUGCAGCCCCAGACGGCCGCGAAUACCAAAUUUUAUAUGAAGAAUGCUAUCUUUUCUAUGGUCUCAUUGUAUUUAGCUCACCAGUUUGCUAGUUAUCUUUCGAAUCGUGAGGAACCUAUCGUUUGUGAUCGACACGUCAAUGACCAGACAUGGUUUAGCGAGAGACGCUACGAGUCCCUACGCUUCUUUGACCCUUCAAAAACUCAUCAUGAAACGCAAUAUGUGUCUAUGCGCGACAGUGUCGACUUGGCAGUCGAUUUUUAUCUGGCUGAUCAUCUUUGGGACAAGCAGGAAAAGGUGCCCACUGUGCUCUUUCCCACUCGUCAUGGCCGUGGCUAUACCUUAAACUUUCCUUUUAACAUUUUCACUCGUUACAAGCGCAAGUUUACGAAUCCUCGGGUCAAUGCGUACGUGCAGCGCUUUGUGACCAAUGGAUAUGCGUGGGUAUCCGUAGACAUACGAGGCACUGGCGCUUCCGCGGGCUCUAAAGUGUUUGAUUUCGCUGAUGCUGAAGUGCAAGAUGGCUAUGAUAUGAUUGAAUGGAUCAUAAGACAAUCAUGGAGCAAUGGUGAAGUUGCAGUUUUUGGCCAAGGUCUAGAUGGCGUAGGCGCUCUUCUCGUAGCGGCCAGUGGCCAUCCAGCUUUAAAAGCGGUCUCGGUGAACAGUGCUCCUAUUGAUGUUUUCCAAGCUGCUCUGUUUCCGGGAGGUGUAAAAAAUUUGAAGGCAUUAAACGACUGGGCUUCAUUCACGGGCGCCACGGAUCGUCAAAUUCGUUGGGACCAUAUUCCAACUUUUAAAGCACGACUAAUGCUAAAACAUUUCGGAGGUGAAGUGUAUCGCGUGGAUGACAAUGAUUCGAAGUUCAAUCAAUAUAUACACCAGCAUAUGACCAAUCCGGAUCUUUCGAGAGAAUUGCAGCAUGUGCGAUUUCGAAAUGAUAAAUUCGCAUCAAUCAAUGUUACCAUGGAACAAAUGGACGCAACUCGUCACCUCGCCACCAUUGCUGCUUCGGGUGUUGCAAUACAGACGUCUGCUGGUUUCUUUGACAUGGGUGUGGCUCGCUCCAGCAUUUUGCUCUUCCAGUACCUGACGAAUACUCUGGAUGCUGGCACAGCUUCACUAUUGCCUGAACUACCAAAGGAGGCAGUGAGAAAAAUUCAGAAGGACGCUACUUAUCAUCGACUCACGCUUGGACCGUGGAGUCAUGCUGGUGUAGAUAACGCCGAUCCGUUUGCUCAAUCAAAACAAAAGUGUUUUUACCAUUUGGACGAAGUUAGCCGAUUCUUUGAUUAUCACAUGUAUGCCAACCGUCGCAAGAUCACGAAGAUUGACGAGGAAUUACCUGUGCACUACUUCACGAUGGCGCACAACCGAUGGAAAGAGUCAAAGUCGUGGCCACCGGCGUAUUUGCGGAACGAGACGCUCUACCUCGGCGCUAACAAGUUGUUCAAGCCAGAAGUUGAGACAAAGAUGGGCAAGGUAAGCCAAAAUGUCACCACAAAGCCCACGCUGGACACUGUUACUCGCUGGAGUAUGCUGGACCAUCUCUUUGGCUUACGCCCAAUGUACUACCACGACCGCACAACUUUGGCUUACCAGUAUUUGACGUUAUUCACGUCUGAAUUGCCGCUUACAGAGAUCACCGGUGAGGCAGAACUUCGUCUAUUCUUUUCAGUCGAUCAACGUAAUGUGAGUCUCGUGGCCUACCUCGAGGAUGUUGACCACACGUCUCACUUUCCGAAUGAAAACAAACGUCCAGGCGUUACGUACAUGACGGAGGCUUUGGUGAAUCCGUUGCACAAGACAAUUCACCCAGACUCAAGUGUUUAUUCCUAUAAGCGUGCCGAUUCACGUGAGAUUGUACCUGGCCAAGUGUACGAAGCUGUUUUUCGCUUUGAGCCCACAUCUUAUGUGGUCAAGCGGGAUCACCAGAUCCGUGUAUCUGUGGGAGUCGCUACUCCACCCGACUUUGCUUCACACGGCGUGAAGGAAGCCACGAAGCUCACGAUUUACUCUGGAGUUAAAUAUCCGACAAAACUCAUUUUGCCGUCGUAUACAGGUCUUUACGAUGCCAACGUUGUACCACGCACUGAAGAACUGGAUGACUUAAAUAUGAUAGUAACACCGGAUACUGUGGAUACAGAGAACUAUUUCGACGAAGCUGCUGAUACAAAUGUCGAAUUGUAG